AUGAGGAGUUCUUUAAAAGUACAUGAGGAGCCAAUAAACUCAACCUCAUGGCAAAUACCUCAUGGCACACCAUGGUAAAUUCAAUUCAGGGAAAACUUGUUGAGAGCUGGAACUGCACCCCAAGAUGAAACUCACGGUUUGAAGAAAAAAUCAAUUGCAAGCCACGCUGAAAUUCAAGGAAGGAAAUCAAAAAAUACAAAACCAAUUAGCCAUAAUAAUAGGCCAGCAAGGCAGAGUUUUCCUGAAUAUUCAUCAACGAUGAAUGGAAGACCAAUCAACUAACUCAAUUAAGAUUAUUAAACAUUUUCUUGGAGUAAUAAGGACCUUUUAUCCCACCUUACUUACUCCCAUCUCCAUGAGCCAUCAGAUUAAUUUAUCUUCCAGUAAUAUUAUUUUUUGGACUUCUCUCCUUUUUCAAAGUUGACGAGUAAAAGUUAUAUUCUCUUAAAAUUGUCAACGAAGGAACCACUAAAAACUGCAAAACCAAGCCGAAUGCAAACAGCAGAUUUGCAACCCUCUUCCCUGUCUUGCUUAGCUUCACGCCAAAGGAUGAUCCCAAACUUAGACAAAGUCUAGAGCAGACAGACUAGCGACCCCACAAUUUUAAUUGCAUAAGGAAGACCAACCACAUCGAGAAAAAAGAGGAUUCCUUUAAAAAAAGGAGUUCCUCAGCCAAGCAUCCCUACAGAGCCUUCCUUAGAAUUCUAUAAAAACCCUUCAGGGGCUAAAGUUAUAUCCCUUGAUGAUGAUUCUCUAGAGGAGAACGAAGCACUAGAAAUCAGGAAACGCCCACCCUGUCGCCAAAAUGCAAAUAUUUGUGAUUUGGAGGACAAAGUUUUCACAGUAAGUGCUAUAUAGAAGUUGAAUGGACUUAUGGAGCCUAAAAGCCGAGAAAGACAGCCUAUAAAGAUACUGCCAAGCAAAUUGAGGCCACCUUCAAGACAUAAAACUCCCCCUAAAGCAAUUGGAUUGGAGUAUAUCCCAAAAAAGCAUCAGCUUGAAUAUCCAGAACUUGAUAAUAUGUUCGAUACUUUACUUCCUUCCCCUACUUCAUCAGACCAUCCUGAAGAAGAUCCAUUUUCCAGCACAAUGCCUGUAAAUUUAAAUGAUAGAAAGGAAACCCGCAAAGAAAGAACUCAUUCCAUGAUUGAUCCUGCAGAAAUCAAAAACUUGGAGGCUGGAAUUGCAAGAGAACAAAGAUCUGCAUCGACAAAGGGAAAGAUUAAAUCUCGAGAGGAAAAAGAGUCUUAUAGAAUUUAUAACGCUUAACGUCCACUACGGGGUGACAACCCCAGGUACUAUCACUCGCCUUGCGUCGCAUCGGGCCCACAGGUCGCUGGGGAUGGCCUGCUUCGAUCACCAGGGUGCUUCUCGGGAAAGUGUUCCGGCUUCGACGGCUCAUGGAUGAGCUACUUGCUUGAUACAUAGGCUGCUUUUCCAAAAACCCAAAAAAUGGAUUUUUCUGGUCGGCUAUCGGCAAAAAGGAAAAAUACGUAGCCUGGGACGUAACGCCCAGUUUCACGCUAGGAAGUUGCCAGAAUGGUCCUAACGGACUCUGCUGAGCUUCCCCUUUACAACUCCAUGCCCUCCUUCCCCACGAGGAAAAAUCCACCCCUGAGAAUAGACUAGGACUAGGCUCUGAACACCACCAGAAUUGCUUACCUAGUAUUGCCGUCCAUCUCUAGAAUGGUAAAACCUUGCCGGAUAUAUUUAAAUAUGAGUCGAGGCUAUAUGGCCUGGAGGCCAUGCCAGGACGAAGACGCCAUAUUUAAUUAUAUGAGAGGAAAAAGAGUCAAAUUCGAAUGCUCGAGCUUGGUCUGCCAAAAGGCAGCAAAAGUUUAUCGAUAUACCAUUGAUAGUAAACAAAAGGCAAAAAAAUCUUUAUACUGCAACUCCAACUAGAAGGGGAAAGUCCAACACCACUGAAAUUGAAGAUGAAAACUGUAGAUUUUUUGAGAAAAGGAAUAUAAGGAUCAAUAAGAUGAGCAAGCAAAAAACUAUCAGGGCAAAGAGUUCUGUCAGCAAAUCAAAAAUCAGCCAGACUUUGCCAUUUCUAAGUUCUCUUGAGCCAGAAUUUUUGAAUCUUUUUGCCAAGAGUGAUAUCAAUUUUUAA
Blepharisma stoltei is the source of this 2113-nucleotide messenger RNA. The record is from the annotation of a GenBank genome assembly. Lineage: Eukaryota; Ciliophora; Heterotrichea; Heterotrichida; Blepharismidae.